AUGCCGCCGCAACGCGCCAAGAAACAGCCUGCCUCGCGUUCAAACACGUCGAUAGAUUCCGAUGUUGUCGCUAGCUUUCCGGCGCCGCCUGCAAACACGACACCAGCGGCAGCUGAGCCUUCCGCCACGACUCCAGACAGGACCUCGCCGUCGAAGAGAACAGUAAACAUCACCGAGCAGCAGAAACAAGUGCUGAUGGACAACUUGCAACUCGAGAUCACCGAGAGAGCUCGCAAGCUGCGGUCACAGUAUGGGCUUCUCGCUCAAGGUCUGCGGUCGCGUCUUGAGAUGCGCGUGAAUCGCAUUCCUACUGCGUUGAGAAAGACCAACAUCCUAGACCUGAUCGAGAAGUACUCAGAGCAACCCGGCGCUGAGCCGCCUACAUCAACUAUUGCAAGGCCAAUGUUGAAGCCAUCCGAGUCUGCUGAGCAACUGAGCCCUGUGCCUAGGCGUGGAAUCAAACGUACCAGCGAGGAGAGGGAUCAAGAGAACGCCGACCAAGAUCAUGAGCAAGAGCCGGAGCUUGUCAUGCCCAAGAAGCGGACUAAGACGACCGGCAACCAGAAGAAAGGACCUCCAGCGGCCAACUCCCGUGCGCGCACUGUCUCGCGCCAGGACCAGCCGCUUCAGGUUCUCUCUCCUAAAUCUAACAAUUCUCGUACCUACCCACUGUCGCCCCUGAAGGUGGCACAGGACGAGAAAAUAGCUACCAGGGCCAUCCAGCAGAUGUCACCACUGAAGAGUAACAUCUUCAACCCCAGCGAAAAUCCAGCCAGCAAAGGCAAGGCCACUGCUGGCACUGGACGUGGCAAGAAGGCGGCUGCUACCCACGAGAAGAGGACUACCAGGGCCAGUCUUGCUAGCAGUACUGGAUCGGCAACCGAUGGUACUACUGGAACUACGAUUGUUAAGAAGGCACCCGCCACUAAGAAGACGACAGCACGAAGCACUGGAACGACCAAGUCAGCCGGUUCCAAAUCUACAGCCGCUGCGAAGAAAGGCAAAGAGAACGCGCCGGCUGCGGCUGCUGGCCGUACUUUGAGAACACGGGCAAAGUAA
Diplodia corticola is the source of this 1059-nucleotide messenger RNA. RefSeq names its product borealin-like protein. Bases 1 to 1059 code for a protein of 352 amino acids. Gene Ontology annotation, biological process: mitotic sister chromatid segregation. Lineage: Eukaryota; Fungi; Ascomycota; Dothideomycetes; Botryosphaeriales; Botryosphaeriaceae. The record is from RefSeq and is a predicted model, not a curated record. Gene Ontology annotation, cellular component: chromosome, centromeric region; chromosome passenger complex; spindle midzone. The transcript is spliced from 3 exons.